AUGGAUGCUCUCAUCGACAAUUCAACUACACUCAGCGUAUCUGCAGAAGCUGUUUUGUGCGAUCAAGAGCCGCAUCCACUUAUACGCUCAAUAUUCAUAAGUUGUGGAACUGUUGUUGCGAUUGUUGGUUGCUUCGCCAAUCUGCUACUCGUCUAUGUUUUUAGCAGCUCCACACGACGUGUCAGUCCGUUUCAGAUAUACCUAUCAACAUUGGAUUUUUUGUUUUGUCUUCUCUUCAUCAUAUGCUUUGCAGCAUUGAGAUUUUCACAAAUGUUUCAUAUAGAAUGGUUAUACAUAUUUCUCAAAAAUAACAGCGUUUCGUUAUAUAUUCUGAGUAGAAUAGUGCAAUUAGAAAUACCCUAUGUUCUAAUAGCUAAUACUGCUGAUCGUUUGAAAUUCUUCGAUUUUGCUCGCAAUCGAAGGAUGUUUCAAAUUGGAGUAAUAAUAGCCACACAGCUUGUUGCAACAUUCGUUCGAGUACCUGGCUACUUUGCCAUGGAAGUAACUGAUAUUCCCGGGUGUGAACUGUUUACGAGUAAAAUUCUGACAGCUGUCGAAUUGUCUGAAGAACUCAUUGAUGUAUACGUCUGUUUUGAUUUAGUUGUACAGUUUUUCCAUUUGUUCGUCUCGUUCAUCAUUCUAUGCGUACUGAAUGUGAUUGUUGUCAUGAAGUUACAUUCAUCACAUAAGAGAGCUGCCAAAGGAAAUACUCAUAUGAACAUCAUAUACUCUAAACAGGAAGAUAGAGAUGAAGAGCAGAAGAAAGAGCAGAAGCGCUAUAGAUUUGCAGUUCACGCCACCAUUUGGAUAAUCUCAUCUUAUCUGGCUUGCAACAGUGUGAACUUUAUUCUUUAUCUCAUCGAAAUGUUCGACAAAUCCUCAAUUCAGGACAACGUUGGAAACUUCAACGUUUGGUAUGUACUCUUCAGUGAUAUUGGUUCAAUACUAUUCAUACUUUCUUCAACUAUUCGACUAUUCAUUUUGUAUCGUUAUAACCUAGAUGUCAGAGAAGAGAUACGCGCUGUAGUUGGAUUAGGCUCACAAAAGUUUUGGUGA
Molecule: messenger RNA, 1056 nt
Organism: Auanema sp. JU1783
Lineage: Eukaryota; Metazoa; Nematoda; Chromadorea; Rhabditida; Rhabditidae
Source: the annotation of a GenBank genome assembly